Molecule: messenger RNA, 1974 nt
Organism: Phoenix dactylifera (date palm)
Lineage: Eukaryota; Viridiplantae; Streptophyta; Magnoliopsida; Arecales; Arecaceae
Source: RefSeq, a predicted model, not a curated record
CUAUUAUCCCCUUUUUUUUCCCCUCUUCCUCCGAGGCUCUCUUAUCGUUAAAAGCUUGGGCCUUGCUGCUCUCCUUCCGCCCCUUUUCCCGUUCACGCUUCCAAGACCUGGAAAUUUCUCCAGCAGGUGCUCUUAUCCACAUGUCUCAUCAUCGUUGCUGAUUCAAUGUUUGCUGCAUGGUGUCUUACCAUCCAUUUUGGAGUGAAGGCUCAUAAAUGAUUGCCAUUGGAAGGAAGUUACAAGUGUUUGAUUAAUGCAUAAUUUCUUCCAUUGCAUCUCCACGCCAUCUCAUAAAAAUAGCUAAGACGGGUGCUCUCUGUUGUGUGGCCGCCGGGCCACAUGGACCAAAAUCCAAUACAGCCAGUAGAGACUGUUCCAUGGAUCCAAGCGAACCUCAUUGGCAAAUGAAUUCAAGCUUCUCCCCUCCUCUGUCGAGGAGAUGGGAUUGUAGGUUUCAAUCAGAUGGAUUAUCUCAUAGGGUUCAUGAAGCUCCCAUAUAUGGGUCAUCAUUAUCAUCACACAGUAAGGGAAGUAGAAGUGGUGUCAGCAGCGACCAGUACCCAAAUCAUUACCAUUCAGUGUCUGAUGGGGCACUUUCUUAUUUAGGGAGUCCGUCUGAUAAUUUGCAGGUACCUGGGUGGACACCACCUGUGCGAAGAUAUGAUCUUGGCGAGUUUACACCUGUAGGAGGAGCAAGGCUCGAGACUUCUGUAUUUUCUAGGUCUAAUGAGAGGCACUUUGGUGCUUUAAACAAUUAUGGCUCUGCAUCCCCACUUCCAGACUCUAGUCGAUGGGCAUCCACUAGCAAGCAGCCAAACUUCUUCCCGCCUCGCAAUUUUUCUGGCAGACGCUCAUUCAUGUCGAAACCUGUUUAUCCGCUCGUUUUCCGGAAUCCUGUUUCAGAUGCCGAAGCCUUUGGAAUGGCUGAAACCAGUAGUGGUGGCAGGAUGACUCCUGGAGAUGAUGUCAGGACUUUUCCCAUAUGGCCUGAGAACAUUUUGAGCCCAGACCUCAAGUUCCGGAAAACGAUAACAGAACUCCAAAAGACAGAAGCUUCUCCAGAACCCAACACGAGCUCAAGGAGGGAAGGAUUCAGAUGGAGCAAUGCCAGCAGUUAUGAUUUUGCAUAUGAUGGAGAUGUGAUCGACAUCACAGAUCAUAUCAUUGUAGAGAAUCAAAGGUGCCUUAAUAAUUCACCAAGAUAUCAGAAAUGUGGGUUAUGCGAGAGGUUAUUGUGGCAGAAGUCUCCAUGGAGCUCUAACCGGAUUGUCAGAAGCAGUGAUAUGCCAGUUGCUGGGGUACUGCCAUGCCACCAUGUUUUUCAUGCAGAUUGCUUGGAAGAGACUACUCCCAAGAGCCAAAUCCAUGAGCCUCCAUGCCCUUUAUGCCUGAAAACUGUUGGCAGUGAAGGAUCUACAUCAUUUUCAGAACCCUUGCAGGUUGCUCUGAGAUCCAUCCGCAGAAGCCAGGGUAUGAACAUUCCUUCCAACGGUGGAGGGAACUCAUCUCAGAGUGGGGGCGAUUUGAGGCGAAAUCAGUCUCUCCCAAGGUCACGACAUGGAGGUUCAUUGACCAGGAGCCACUUCAAGAAGCGGUUUUCCUUCAAGGGAAGGAUGGGGAAAGAUCUCUUUGGGACAAAAAUAUUUAGGAGGACUGGGUCAUCCUCAUCUUCAUUGCCAAAAGAUGAUCCUAACCAAGCCAGGAACGGGAGGUCUCACCAAUCCUCAGGCUAGAUGGGAUUGUAGAAAUGGUCAUACAUUCAGCUGCAGGUCAGUCUUUGUUUUUGUUGUGUUUUGGGAUAGAGUGCCCAUGCAGAAUCUGUACUCUAUUAAGUUAAAAUUUUAAGCUUAUAAAUCUUACAUAGACUUAUUAGUAGACCAGUGAUCAAUCUUUCAUUGCUGGUACUGCUGGAUACUGAUAGUUCUGUACUUAAACAGUGGUAUCAGUGCAUUGUGUGUCUGUUCUGUAUGGGUC